AUGGUCCCUGUUCGUUUUAAAACAAAUGAAGGACUUUUCUAUGAAAAUCUUAGGCAGGAUAUGCAUUGUAUAAUCUUUUUUGCUUACUUAACGUACUGUAAUUUUAACGACAAUACUAAGCCACUCUGUGAUUGGAAGCAAAGCUAUGAUGGAAGUGAUCAUGGAGACUGGAUUAGAGCAAAGUACUGCACUCCGACUGAUGGUACCGGCCCAGAUGGAGACUUUCCUGAUGGAUCUGGGUAUUAUCUCUAUCAAGAAGCAACCAACUUAAUCCCAGGGGAUAAAGUUAAGCUUGAUAGCAGGCUCUUGGUCAUCAACGGGGAUGUAUGUAUAGACUUCUGGUAUCACAUGCAAGGCUCGGAAAAUCAGAAUCAGCUGAACAUCAUAGUUAAAGAUGACACUACUUCACACACUGUUUGGCAAACCACGGGACAGCAAGGUUCAGACUGGUUGUAUGGCUCGGUCACUUUUUCUGUAUCAAGGGAAACUGAUAUUCAGGUCUCCUUUGAAGCUGUUCGAGGUUUGACAGAAUUUGGAGAUAUAGCCAUUGACAAUAUUGGAGUGAAGCAAGGACAGUGUGGAGCAACAACAAUAACAACAACAACUACCCCCUGGUCAACAACAUCAACUACCCCUGGUUUAACAACAUCAGCUACCUCCGGUUUAACAACAACAACAACUACAACCACAUCAAAACCCACUCCUCCUAUAAUAUCAGGAGGAACAUGUAGCGGCUAUGGAGAUCCUCAUUAUUUCACGUUUGAUGGCUAUCCCCAUACCUUCAUGGGAAACUGCACUUAUACACUCACAAAACUUUGUGAGGUCAGUAGCAGCUUGCCAUACUUUAAUGUGGAAGUAGAACAUGAGUACAGAGGAAGUAACACACGGGUGUCCUAUGUGAAAGAAGUCACAGUGUACGUUCACAGCUACAAAAUCAGCCUGGGAAAGCAAAAGGUGGUAAAGGUGAACGGACAGGACCAGGUGUUGCCAUUGAGCUUAUCUCCAGAUGUCUUCAUUGGCUUCAGCGGCCAGUAUGUUACCAUUACAGCUGCCUUUGGUCUACAAGUGAAAUAUGAUGGAGAUCACAGAGUUGAAGUAACUUUAUCUGAAGCCUUCCAAAAUAAAGUCUGUGGAAUUUGUGCAAAUUUUAAUACAAUCACAAAUGAUGAUACUCUAAACCCUGAUGGACAAAAAGAGUCAAACUCUGUAAACUAUGGAAACAGCUGGCAGGUUGGCAGUAAUGCUAGUUGCUCACAGGCCUCUGCAGUUUCACCGUUAUGUUCAGAAGAGGAAAUAAAAGAAAUUCAGAGUUAUGAAUCUUGUGGAAUGAUGCUUCCCUUUAAUGGCGUAUUCCAAUACUGCCACACUACAGUGGAUCCUCGUGACUACUUUUCAAACUGUUUUCAUGACAUGUGUGAACUUCAUCUAGACUCAGACACCCUCUGUAGGCACCUCCAAGCAUACGCAGAUGCUUGUCAUGCUGCAGGAGUAACUGUACUACCAUGGAGAAAUGCAACAUUUUGCCCCCUGAAGUGUCCAGCGAACAGUCAUUAUGAGCAAUGUGGCACAGCCUGUCCAGCCACUUGUGUCAAUCCAGCAUCACCAUCCAAAUGUUCUCUUCCAUGUACUGAAGGGUGUUUUUGUGAUACAGGCUAUGUCCUCUAUAAUGAUAAGUGUGUUACCAAUGACCAGUGUGGAUGCUGGGAGGAUGGAAAACAUCACCCUGUAGGUUCUGAAUUCUGGACCGAUGAUUCAUGUGCUACUAAAUGUAGUUGUCCUUCAGCAGGAAGUGACUUAGUCUGUAACUCUGCUUCAUGCCCACCUGAUACAUACUGUGGUGUGGACAAUGGAAUUCUUGGCUGCUAUGAGCUUGUGCUUGGUGAAUGUACAAUAUAUGGAGAUCCACACUACAACACUUUCGAUAAACAAGUACACCAUUUUAUGGGUACAUGUACCUAUACCCUCUCCAAGACUUGUAACGUUAAUGCAUACCUGCCUACUUUUAAUGUUCAAGCUAAGAACGAGCACCGUGGGAACCCAACAGUGUCUUGGAUAAGAAGUGUUACAGUAGAAGUUUACAACUAUAACAUAACAAUGGUGAAAAAUGAGCCCAAUAGAGUUUUGCUUAAUAAUGUCUGGAGAAAUCUACCAGUAACUCUGAUUGACAAAGAUGACCCAUUGACAAGUACUGACUGGCUUGUGCAUAUCUCCAGAAGUGGUAGAUAUAUAGUAGCAGAAACUAAUUUCUACCUCAGAGUCUCUUAUGAUACUGAUCAUACAGUUUCUGUAAUGGUGCCAGUUUACUACUACAAUAUGACAUGUGGAAUAUGUGGAAAUUUUAAUGGCAUUCCACAUGAUGACUACUUGAUGCCUAAUGGGCAGCUGGCACAGAACUCUAAUCAGUUGGGAGAUAGCUGGAAGGUCGAAGAUGAUGAUCCAUUGUGUAACACAAUUACCCCUACACCUCCACCUCCAUGCCCACCAGAAACUGAAGAUCUUUAUGGAAGUGAUGCCUUCUGUGGAUUGUUAAGAAAUAAGAAUGGACCAUUCCAAGCUUGCAUAUCAGUAAUCAACCCUGAGCGCUUCUUUGACAGCUGUGUAUAUGAUCUCUGUGUACUUGGAGAAAGUAAUUUAUGUCAAGCAAUAGAGGCAUAUGCUGAUGCCUGUCAAAGAGUUGGAGUUAUUGUUGCUUGGAGAAACUCUUCUUUCUGUCCCAUUGACUGUCCUACAAAUAGUCAUUACAAUGCAUGUAGCAAUGCUUGUCCUGCCACCUGCACAUCUCAAAAUUCAGACGACUGUAAUAAGCCAUGUACUGAUGGGUGUGAAUGCGAUGAUGGCUUUGUUCUCAGUGGAACCUCUUGUAUUCCUGUCAGUGACUGUGGAUGCAAUUAUGAUGACAAAUACUAUCAGAAAGAUGAAAUGUUCUGGGAAGGGGAAUGUGAGAGAUACUGCCACUGUGUAGGAAACAAUAAGGUGAACUGCGUAGAGCAAUCGUGCGGACCUCAUGAAAUCUGUAAAGUACACAAUGGAGUAAAGACUUGUGUAGCAGCAAACACAGCAAUCUGUCAUGUAUAUGGAGAUCCCCAUUACAUCACUUUUGAUGGGACAUUGUACCAUUUCCAAGGAGCUUGCAAUUACACAGUGGUGGAGACCUGUGGAAACUCUUCAUUUGUAGACUUUUUAGUCACAACAAGGAAUGAACACCGAGGAAGCCCUACAUGGACAGCGAUAAAUUCAGUUGCAGUUAGGAUUGACAGUCUUCAUAUCAUAUUGGGAAAAAAUAGAGUUGUGGAGAUAAAUGGAGUGAUUACGCCAUUGCCUGAGAACUCAAUACCUGGCAUCUCCAUCCAGUUGAGGGAUUCUUUUGUUGUUCUACAAACGCACUUUGGACUUGAAGUGAAAUUUAAUGGAGAUCACGAACUUUUCGUUAAAGUAAAUGAGAACUUUAAGGACCAGCUUUGUGGUCUCUGUGGCACCUACAAUGGUAAUUAUCUGGAUGAUUUUCUAACUCCUGGAGGUGUAUUGGCACCAAAUUCCAAUGACUUUGGAAAGAGCUGGCGUAUUCCUGAUGAUAAUUGGAUUUGUGAAGAUGAUGUUGUUGAGCCGCCUCCUUGUGAUCCUGCAUUAGAAAUCAAAUAUGAAGACGAAUGCAGAGUCAUCUUGUCAGGCAGUGGUCCUUUCAAGAAUUGUCAUUACCUCAUUCAACCCCAGUUGUACUUUGAGAACUGUGUAUACGAUCUAUGUGCUACUGGUGGCAACCAAGAUCAAUUCUGCAAUGCCUUAGAGUCUUAUGCUGCAGCCUGUGAGAAUGCAGGUGUGACUAUUGGGGACUGGAGAGAAGACACUGUGUGUAGUUCUAAAACAUCAACCACAACUACCACCAUUACCAUCACAACAACACCAACAGUAUCAGACGCCUGUGAUCUGGAUUGUUCCUUCGAUGUUGAUCUAUGUAACUGGAAGCAGUCGGUCAAUGAUGAUAUGGACUGGAUACGGUGGAGGGGUUCAACUCCAUCUUCUCUUACUGGACCUUCUUAUGACCACACAACUGGAGGUGGAUACUAUCUGUACAUUGAUGGACGUUUUUCAAGUCCGGGAAAUAUAGCAAGGUUGGAGAGUCCGGCUAAUUGUUUGACAGGAAAGCGCUGCAUUCGUUUCUGGUACCACAUGUAUGGAGUCGCAGACUAUAUGCAGCUGAGGGUUUCUGUAUUGAAAGACAAUGGUAUGGAAGUUGUAUUCGACAGACUGGGAAAUGCAGGAGAUGUAUGGCGUUUAGGAGAGAUUUUCUUGCCAGACGGUAACAUCACAAAGAUUUAUUUUGAAGGAAUUAGAGGGGAAGAUUUUCGAAGUGAUGUCGCCAUUGAUGACAUCUCUUUUGUUUAUUGUACAGAUACUACAACCACGAGCCCUACUACUCCUACUACUACCAGGACUACCACCACCACCACGACAACAGUAACAGCUACUCCAACUACCACUGAGGAAUUGCCACUUCUACCAGGAAUAUGCGAGGUCAAUGGGGAUCCUCAUUAUUACACCUUUGAUAAGAACGUUCACCAUUUUAUGGGGAUCUGCACAUAUACCUUAUCAAAAUUAUGUGAACAUGAUGGACAUCUGACUGACUUCAAUGUGGAAGCAACAAAUGAGCACAGAGGAGGAAAUACUAGAGUGUCCUAUGUCAAGUAUGUGACUGUGGAUGUGCAUGGAUAUAGGAUCACGCUGGAGCAGAAGAGGAUAGUCAAGGUAGAUGGAAUUAUUGUCACCUUACCAAAAGCUCUAGCACCAGGUAUUAAUAUAUUCCUGAGUGGACAUGAUGUUGUGGUUACAACAGCUUUUGGCCUUAAUGUAAAAUUUGAUGGAAACCAUAGAGUGGUGGUGACUAUUCCCAGUGAAUAUGCGAAUAAAGUGUGCGGACUCUGUGGUAAUUUCAAUGGAAAUAAGACGGAUGACUUCUUAAACCCAGAUGGAGAAUUAGAGCCAGACUCCAACAGUCUUGGCAACAGUUGGCAAGUUGACAAUGACACCAGUUGUUCUUCAGGUCCACCACCUCAGCCUGUCUGUACCGACGAUGAGAAAGUGACAAUUGCCAGCAAUAGCUUCUGUGGAAUCAUCACCGACAAGAAUGGUCCAUUUAGAGAUUGUCAUGGUGUUGUAGACCCACAAAUCUACUUCAAUAAUUGUCUUUAUGACCUAUGUGAAUUGAAUCUGGAUCCUGGUUCCCUGUGUGACAAUCUUCAGUCCUAUGCACAGUCCUGUCAGUCUAAUGGAGCCGUAGUACAUCCAUGGAGAAAUGACACUUUUUGCCCCCUGAAAUGUCCAGCCAACAGUCAUUAUGAGCAAUGUGGCACAGCUUGUCCAGCCACUUGUGUCAAUCCAGCAUCACCAUCCAAAUGUUCUCUUCCAUGUACUGAAGGGUGUUUUUGUGAUACAGGCUAUGUCCUCUAUAAGGAUAAGUGUGUUACCAAUGACCAGUGUGGAUGCUGGGAGGAUGGAAAACAUCACCCUGUAGGUUCUGAAUUCUGGACCGAUGAUUCAUGUGCUACUAAAUGUAGUUGUCCUUCAGCAGGAAGUGACUUAGUCUGUAACUCUGCUUCAUGCCCACCUGAUACAUACUGUGGUGUGGACAAUGGAAUUCUUGGCUGCUAUGAGCUUGUGCUUGGUGAAUGUACAAUAUAUGGAGAUCCACACUACAACACUUUCGAUAAACAAGUACACCAUUUUAUGGGUACAUGUACCUAUACCCUCUCCAAGACUUGUAACGUUAAUGCAUACCUGCCUACUUUUAAUGUUCAAGCUAAGAACGAGCACCGUGGGAACCCAACAGUGUCUUGGAUAAGAAGUGUUACAGUAGAAGUUUACAACUAUAAUAUAACAAUGGUGAAAAAUGAGCCCAAUAGAGUUUUGCUUAAUAAUGUCUGGAGAAAUCUACCAGUAACUCUGAUUGACAAAGAUGACCCAUUGACAAGUACUGACUGGCUUGUGCAUAUCUCCAGAAGUGGUAGAUAUAUUGUAGCAGAAACUAAUUUCUACCUCAGAGUCUCUUACGAUACUGAUCAUACAGUUUCUGUAAUGGUGCCAGUUUACUACUAUAAUAUGACAUGUGGAAUAUGUGGAAAUUUUAAUGGCAUUCCACAUGAUGACUACUUGAUGCCUAAUGGGCAGCUGGCACAGAACUCUAAUCAGUUGGGAGAUAGCUGGAAGGUCGAAGAUGAUGAUCCAUUGUGUAACACAAUUACCCCUACACCUCCACCUCCAUGCCCACCAGAAACUGAAGAUCUUUAUGGAAGUGAUGCCUUCUGUGGAUUGUUAAGAAAUAAGAAUGGACCAUUCCAAGCUUGCAUAUCAGUAAUCAACCCUGAGCGCUUUUUUGACAGCUGUGUAUAUGAUCUCUGUGCACUUGGAGAAAGUAAUUUAUGCCAAGCAAUAGAGGCAUAUGCUGAUGCCUGUCAAAGAGUUGGAGUUACUGUUGCUUGGAGAAACUCUUCUUUCUGUCCCAUUGACUGUCCUACAAACAGUCAUUACAAUGCAUGUAGCAAUGCUUGUCCUGCCACCUGCACAUCUCAAAAUUCAGACGACUGUAAUAAGCCAUGUACUGAUGGGUGUGAAUGCGAUGAUGGCUUUGUUCUCAGUGGAACCUCUUGUAUUCCUGUCAGUGACUGUGGAUGCAAUUAUGAUGACAAAUACUAUCAGAAAGAUGAAAUGUUCUGGGAAGGGGAAUGUGAGAGAUACUGCCACUGUGUAGGAAACAAUCAGGUGAACUGCGUAGAGCAAUCGUGCGGACCUCAUGAAAUCUGUAAAGUACACAAUGGAGUAAAGACUUGUGUAUCUGCAAACACAGCAAUCUGUCAUAUAUAUGGAGAUCCCCAUUACAUCACAUUUGAUGGGACAUUGUACCAUUUCCAAGGAGCUUGCAAUUACACAGUGGUGGAGACCUGUGGAAACUCUUCAUUUGUAGACUUUUUAGUCACAACAAGGAAUGAACACCGAGGAAGCCCUACAUGGACAGCGAUAAAUUCAGUUGCAGUUAGGAUUGACAGUCUUCAUAUCAUAUUGGGAAAAAAUAGAGUUGUGGAGAUAAAUGGAGUGAUUACGCCAUUGCCUGAGAACUCAAUACCUGGCAUCUCCAUCCAGUUGAGGGAUUCUUUCGUUGUUCUACAAACGCACUUUGGACUUGAAGUUAAAUUUAACGGAGAUCACGAACUUUUCGUUAAAGUAAAUGAGAACUUUAAGGACCAGCUUUGUGGUCUCUGUGGCACCUACAAUGGUAAUUAUCUGGAUGAUUUUCUAACUCCUGGAGGUGUAUUAGCACCAAAUUCCAAUGACUUUGGAAAGAGCUGGCGUAUUCCUGAUGAUAAUUGGAUUUGUGAAGAUGAUGUUGUUGAGCCGCCUCCUUGUGAUCCUGCAUUAGAAAUCAAAUAUGAAGACGAAUGCAGAGUCAUCUUGUCAGGCAGUGGUCCUUUCAAGAAUUGUCAUUACCUCAUUCAACCCCAGUUGUACUUUGAGAACUGUGUAUACGAUCUAUGUGCUACUGGUGGCAACCAAGAUCAAUUCUGCAAUGCCUUAGAGUCUUAUGCUGCAGCCUGUGAGAAUGCAGGUUCUAAAACAUCAACCACAACUACCACCAUGACCAUCACGACAACACCAACAGUAUCAGACGCCUGUGACCUGGAUUGUUCCUUCGAUGUUGAUUUAUGUAACUGGAAGCAGUCGGUCAAUGAUGAUAUGGACUGGAUACGCUGGAGUGGUUCAACUCCAUCUUCUCUUACUGGACCUUCUUAUGACCACACAACUGGAGGUGGAUACUAUCUGUACAUUGAUGGACGUUUUUCAAGUCCGGGAAAUAUAGCAAGGUUGGAGAGUCCGGCUAAUUGUUUGACAGGAAAGCGCUGCAUGCGUUUCUGGUACCACAUGUAUGGAGUCGCAGACUAUAUGCAGCUGAGGGUUUCUGUAUUGAAAGACAAUGGUAUGGAAGUUGUAUUCGACAGAAUGGGAAAUGCAGGAGAUGUAUGGCGUUUAGGAGAGAUUUUUUUGCCGGACGGUAACAUCACAAAGAUUUAUCUUGAAGGAAUUAGAGGGGAAGAUUUUCGAAGUGAUGUCGCCAUUGAUGACAUCUCUUUUGCUUAUUGUACAGAUACUACAACCACGAGCCCUACUACUCCUACUACCAGGACUACCACCACCACCACGACAACAGUAACAGCUACUCCAACUACCACUGAGGAAUUGCCACUUCUACCAGGAAUAUGUGAGGUCAAUGGGGAUCCUCAUUAUUACACCUUUGAUAAGAACGUUCACCAUUUUAUGGGGAUCUGCACAUAUACCUUAUCAAAAUUAUGUGAACAUGAUGGACAUCUGACUGACUUCAAUGUGGAAGCAACAAAUGAGCACAGAGGAGGAAAUACUAGAGUGUCCUAUGUCAAGUAUGUGACUGUGGAUGUGCAUGGAUAUAGGAUCACGCUGGAGCAGAAGAGGAUAGUCAAGGUAGAUGGAAUUAUUGUCACCUUACCAAAAGCUCUAGCACCAGGUAUUAAUAUAUUCCUGAGUGGACAUGAUGUUGUGGUUACAACAGCUUUUGGCCUUAAUGUAAAAUUUGAUGGCAACCAUAGAGUGGUGGUGACUAUUCCCAGUGAAUAUGCGAGUAAAGUGUGCGGACUCUGUGGUAAUUUCAAUGGAAAUAAGACAGAUGACUUCUUAAACCCAGAUGGAGAAUUAGAGCCAGACUCCAACAGUCUUGGUAACAGUUGGCAAGUUGACAAUGACACCAGUUGUUCUUCAGGUCCACCCACUCAGCCUGUCUGUACCGACGAUGAGAAAGUGACAAUUGCCAGCAAUAGCUUCUGUGGAAUCAUCACCGACAAGAAUGGUCCAUUUAGAGAUUGUCAUGGUGUUGUAGACCCACAAAUCUACUUCAAUAAUUGUCUUUAUGACCUAUGUGAAUUGAAUCUGGAUCCUGGUUCCCUGUGUGACAAUCUUCAGUCCUAUGCACAGACCUGUCAGUCUAAUGGAGCCGUUGUACAUCCAUGGAGAAAUGACACUUUUUGCCCUCUCAAGUGUCCAUCAAACAGCCAUUAUGAACAGUGUGGGACAGCCUGCCCAGCAACAUGUGUGAAUCAAAUAUCUCCAUCUAAAUGCAAUCUGCCAUGCACAGAGUCAUGUAUAUGUGAUCCUGGCUAUGUUUUGUACAAUAACAAAUGUGUAGCCAGUCUCCAGUGUGGAUGUUGGGACAAUGAUAGCCAUUAUCCUGUAGGAUCUGAAUUUUGGAAAGAUGACACUUGCACCACAAAAUGCAGAUGUCCUUCCCCUGGAAGCAGUUUAGUGUGUCAGAGUAACAAAUGUCCAGACAACCAGUACUGUGCAGUGACAAACCAAAUUCCUAACUGUGUUUACUACUCAUACGGGGUUUGCCGGGUGCACAAUGAUCCCCACUACGAUACAUUUGACAAACAAAAUCACCACUUUAUGGGUCUUUGCACAUAUACUUUGUCUAAAUUAUGCACCAACUCCUCAUCACUUCCAUACUUUAAUGUGGAAGCCAAGAAUGAACAUAGGGGGAAUCCUUCUGUUUCCUAUGUGCAAAGAGUGCUUGUGGAAGUUUAUGGUUACAGAAUUCAUAUUGUAAGAAGAGAAAUAUCUCGCAUUUUGGUCAAUAAUAUUUGGACGACUCUUCCAGUAACUUUGAAUGGAGGUGCUGUGAAAGUGGCUAUAAGUGGACGAUAUGUAGUUCUAGACACUGAUUUCAAACUUAAAGUCUCUUAUGACACUGAUCAUUCUGUGGAAGUGAAAUUACCCAACACAUUUGCCAGUGAAGUUUGUGGUAUGUGUGGUAACUUCAACAAUAAAAGACCGGAUGACUUCCAGAUGCCAAAUGGGCAAUUGGCCCAAAAUUCUAAUGAAUUAGGGAAUAGUUGGCUAGUCUAUGACAGAGAUGAUCCAGAUUGUGCAUUGGAACCAACUCAACCACCACCCCCUACGUGUCCUCCAGAGAAGGAAAAUCUGUAUGAAAGUGAUACAUUCUGUGGUUUACUAACAAGCAAAGAUGGUCUGUUUGGUAUAUGUCACUCUGUGGUAGAUCCUAGCAACUUCUUUCAAAGCUGUGUGUACGAUCUGUGCGCUUUAGAUGGAGACAGAAAUGUUUUGUGCACUGCUUUAGAAGCUUAUGCUGAUUCCUGUCAACAACAAGGAGUCACCAUUCCAAACUGGAGAUACAAUACAUCUUGUGGAGUUCCACCCUGUCCAAAUAAUAGCCAUUAUAAUGAAUGCAUGACUGCAUGUCCGGCCACCUGCUUGGAUCCACACGCUCCAGAGAAAUGUAGCUCUCCAUGUGUGGAAGGAUGCAAAUGUAAUGAUGGUUAUGUCCUCAGUGCAGGGGCUUGUAUUUCUCAAUCACAAUGUGGUUGCUGGUACAAUGACCAAUAUUACAAUAGAGGGGAUGAAUUUAUUGAAGAAAACUGUGAGAGAAAAUGUCAGUGUCAGGAAAACAAUAUAGUGUCUUGUUCACCUAUGUCUUGUCCGCAAGAUGAAAUCUGUAAGGUGCAAAAUGGAUUGCUGGGCUGCUAUCCACUAAAGACAGCCAUAUGCCACAUUUAUGGUGACCCCCAUUAUAACACUUUUGAUGGUACACUCCAUCACUUCCAAGGAUCUUGUAACUACACUGUGUCAGAGACCUGUGCCAAUACCUCACACAGUUUUAGUGUCACCACACGCAAUGAGCACAGAGGUAACCCAAGCUGGACCGCCAUUAAUUCUGUUGCUGUGACUGUAGACGGUGUGCAUAUCCGAAUAGAGAAGAACAAUAUUGUGCAUGUUAACAAUGUUUUGGUUACUCUUCCUACACAAGUGUCUGACAUAAGCAUCAUACAAAGUGGCCAGUAUGUUGUAGUUAAUACCAACUUUGGCCUCCAGAUUAAAUUCAAUGGAGAUCAUGAGCUACUUGUUAUAGUGGAUGAGAAAUAUAAAGAUUUGUUGUGUGGGUUGUGUGGUACUUACAACGAUAACCGCCUUGAUGACUUCAUGACACCCGAGGGCAACAUUGUAACUGAUGUCAAUGAAUUUGGAAACAGCUGGAGAGAACCAGAUGAUGGAUGGCCGUGUGACCCCAGUCCUCCUCCACCAUCUACAUGCCUUCCCAACAUACAACAAGAAGCUGAGGAUAAGUGUGAAAUACUAAAGCUCCUCAAUGGCCCCUUUGCACAAUGUCAUGCUCUCAUACCUCCAUAUCAAUACUUUGAGAGUUGUGUAUAUGACCAAUGUGCGACAGGUGGAAAAGAUGAUUAUCUCUGUAGCUCACUAGAAUCUUAUGCUGCAGCAUGUGAAUCCAUGGGGGUAUCUCUUGGUGAUUGGAAAAAAGAUACUGUUUGUGAUACUACAACCACAAGCCCUACUACUCCUACUACUACCAGGACUACCAUCACCACGACAACAGCAACAACUACUCCAAAAACUACCACUGAACCAUUGCCACUGCCACCAGGAAUAUGUGAGGUCAAUGGGGAUCCCCAUUAUUACACAUUUGACAACAACGUUCACCAUUUUAUGGGGAUCUGCACAUACACCCUAUCAAAAUUAUGUGAACAUGAUGGUCAUCUGACUGACUUCAAUGUGGAAGCAACAAAUGAGCACAGAAGAGGAAAUACUAGAGUGUCCUAUGUCAAGUAUGUGACUGUGGAUGUGCAUGGAUAUAGGAUCACACUGGAGCAGAACAGAAUAGUCAAGGUAGAUGGAAACAUUGUCACCUUACCAAAAGCUCUAGCACCAGGUAUUAAUAUAUUCCUGAGUGGACAUGAUGUUGUGGUCACAACAGCUUUUGGCCUUAAUGUAAAAUUUGAUGGAAACCAUAGAGUGGUGGUGACUAUUCCCAGUGAAUAUGUGAAUAAGGUGUGCGGACUCUGUGGUAAUUUCAAUGGGAAUCAGACGGAUGACUUCUUAAACCCAGAUGGAGAAUUAGAGCCAGACUCCAACAGCCUUGGUAACAGUUGGCAAGUUGACAAUGACACCAGUUGUUCUUCAGGUCCACCCACUCAGCCUGUCUGUACCGACGAUGAGAAAGUGACAAUUGCCAGCAAUAGCUUCUGUGGAAUCAUUACCGACAAGAAUGGUCCAUUUAGAGAUUGUCAUGGUGUUGUAGACCCACAAAUCUACUUCAAUAAUUGUCUAUAUGACCUAUGUGAAUUGAAUCUGGAUCCUGGUUCCCUGUGUGACAAUCUUCAGUCCUAUGCACAGUCCUGUCAGUCUAAUGGAGCCGUAGUACAUCCAUGGAGAAAUGACACUUUUUGCCCUCUCAAGUGUCCAUCAAACAGCCAUUAUGAACAGUGUGGGACAGCCUGCCCAGCAACAUGUGUGAAUCAACUAUCUCCAUCUAAAUGCAAUCUUCCAUGCACAGAGUCAUGUAUAUGUGAUCCUGGCUAUGUAUUGUACAAUAACAAAUGUGUAGCCAGUCUCCAGUGUGGAUGUUGGGACAAUGAUAGCCAUUAUCCUGUAGGAUCUGAAUUUUGGAAAGAUGACACUUGCACCACAAAAUGCAGAUGUCCUUCCCCUGGAAGCAGUUUAGUGUGUCAGAGUAACAAAUGUCCAGAUAACCAGUACUGUGCAGUGACAAACCAAAUUCCUAACUGUGUUUACUACUCAUAUGGGGUUUGCCGGGUGCACAAUGAUCCCCACUACGAUACAUUUGACAAGCAGGCUCACCACUUUAUGGGUCUUUGCACAUAUACUUUGUCUAAAUUAUGCACCAACUCCUCAUCACUUCCAUACUUUAAUGUGGAAGCCAAGAAUGAACAUAGGGGGAAUCCAUCUGUUUCUUAUGUGCAAAGAGUGCUUGUGGAAGUUUAUGGUUACAGAAUUCAUAUUGUAAGAAGAGAAAAAUCUCGUAUUUUGGUCAAUAAUAUUUGGACGACUCUUCCAGUAACUUUGAAUGGAGGUGCUGUGAAAGUGGCUAUAAGUGGACGAUAUGUAGUUCUAGACACCGAUUUCAAACUUAAAGUCUCUUAUGACACUGAUCAUUCUGUGGAAGUGAAAUUACCCAACACAUUUGCCAGUGAAGUUUGUGGUAUGUGUGGUAACUUCAACAAUAAAAGACCGGAUGACUUCCAGAUGCCAAAUGGGCAAUUGGCCCAAAAUUCUAAUGAAUUAGGGAAUAGUUGGCUAGUCUAUGACAGAGAUGAUCCAGAUUGUGCAUUGGAACCAACUCAACCACCACCCCCUACGUGUCCUCCAGAGAAGGAAAAUCUGUAUGAAAGUGAUACAUUCUGUGGUUUACUAACAAGCAAAGAUGGUCUGUUUGGUAUAUGUCACUCUGUGGUAGAUCCUAGCAACUUCUUUGAAAGCUGUGUGUACGAUCUGUGCGCUUUAGAUGGAGACAGAAAUAUUUUGUGCACUGCUUUAGAAGCAUAUGCUGAUUCCUGUCAACAACAAGGAGUCACCAUUCCAAACUGGAGAUACAAUACAUCUUGUGUUCCACCCUGUCCAAAUAAUAGCCAUUAUAAUGAAUGCAUGACUGCAUGUCCGGCCACCUGCUUGGAUCCACACGCUCCAGAGAAAUGUAGCUCUCCAUGUGUGGAAGGAUGCAAAUGUAAUGACGGUUAUGUCCUCAGUGCAGGGGCUUGCAUUUCUCAAUCACAAUGUGGUUGCUGGUACAAUGACCAAUAUUACAAUAGAGGGGAUGAAUUUAUUGAAGAAAACUGUGAGAGAAAAUGUCAGUGUCAGGAAAACAAUAUAGUGUCUUGUUCACCUAUGUCUUGUCCGCAAGAUGAAAUCUGUAAGGUGCAAAAUGGAUUGCUGGGCUGCUAUCCACUGAAGACAGUCAUUUGCCACAUUUACGGUGACCCCCAUUAUAACACUUUUGAUGGGACACUCCAUCAUUUCCAAGGAUCUUGUAACUACACUGUGUCAGAGACCUGUGCCAAUACCUCACACAGUUUUAGCGUCACCACACGCAAUGAGCACAGAGGUAACCCAAGCUGGACCGCCAUUAAUUCUGUUGCUGUGACUGUAGACGGUGUGCAUAUCCGAAUAGAGAAGAACAAUAUUGUGCAUGUUAACAAUGUUUUGGUUACUCUUCCUACACAAGUGUCUGACAUAAGCAUCAUAAAAAGUGGCCAGUAUGUUGUAGUUAAUACCAACUUUGGCCUCCAAAUUAAAUUCAAUGGAGAUCAUGAGCUACUUGUUAUAGUGGAUGAGAAAUAUAAAGAUUUGUUGUGUGGGUUGUGUGGUACUUACAACGAUAACCGCCUUGAUGACUUCAUGACACCCGAGGGCAACAUUGUAACUGAUGUCAAUGAAUUUGGAAACAGCUGGAGAGAACCAGAUGAUGGAUGGCCGUGUGACCCCAGUCCUCCUCCACCAUCUACAUGCCUUCCCAACAUACAACAAGAAGCUGAGGAUAAGUGUGAAAUACUAAAGCUCCUCAAUGGCCCCUUUGCACAAUGUCAUGCUCUCAUACCUCCAUAUCAAUACUUUGAGAGUUGUGUAUAUGACCAAUGUGCGACAGGUGGAAAAGAUGAUUAUCUCUGUAGCUCACUAGAAUCUUAUGCUGCAGCAUGUGAAUCCAUGGGGGUAUCUCUUGGUGACUGGAGAAAAGAUACUGUUUGUGAAGUGGUAUCCAGCACAACUCCAUUUAGUACCACAACUACAGUAACUCCUUCAACUACCACCGCCUGUGUAGUUGACACAACAAUUUCAACUGUGACACCUACACCAGAUUUAUGUGAUUUAAACUGUCAUUUUGAUACUGGAUUCUGUGAUUGGAAACAAUCAAAUAUGGAUAAUAUGGACUGGAUACGUUGGCAAGGUUCAACACCAUCUGGUCUUACAGGCCCUUCAUUUGAUCAUACAACUGGAAAUGGAUACUAUCUGUACAUUGAUGGACGUUUUUCCAAUGAGGGAGACAUGGCAAUUUUGGAGAGUCCUGCUAACUGUUUCACUGGAAAUCACUGCUUACGUUUCUGGUACCACAUGUAUGGAGCUGCACAAUACAUGGAACUAAGGGUGGCUGUUUUAAGAGCAGAUGGUUUGGAAUAUGUGACCAUCCUAGAGGGCAAUAAAGGGGACAUUUGGCAUUUUGAAGAGAUUUUCUUGAUAGGCAGUGACAUCAUCCAGAUUUUUAUUGAAGGAAUCAGAGGUGAAGACUAUCUCAGUGAUGUGGCCAUAGAUGAUAUAUCUCUUAUUCGUGGAUACUGUGUUGGUUGUACCAGUUCAAUACCAACUGUUACUACUUCUUCUACUACUAGAACCAGCAGCUCCACUUCUGUGUCCCCCUCAACUCUUCCUACCACUACCCCAUCCACUACAUCUAUUACAACUGCCACAGCCACUACUACAUCUACUACCACUAGACCAACCACACCAACAUCUACAGCAACAAAUACAUCCACCCCUACAUCUACCACCACAGGACCACCAACUUCAACACCUGCUAAGACCACCACACCCACCCCUACAUCUACUAUUACUGAACCGUUCACAUCAGCAUCUGCUACAACAACCACAUCCACCCCUACAUCUACCACUAUAGGACCAUCUACCUCAACAUCUACUUCAACAACCACAUCCACUCCUACAUCUACUACAACUGGACCACCCACUCCAACAUCUACAGCAACAACCACAUCCACCCUUACAUCUACCACCACAGAACCACCAACUCCAACAUCUGCUAAGACCACCACAUCCACCCCAACAUCUACUACAAAUGGACCAUCCACUCUAACACCUACUAUGACUACCACCUCAACACCUGCUAAGACCACCACACCCACCCCUACAUCUACUAUUACUGAACUGUCCACACCAACAUCUGCUACAACAACCACAUCCACCCCUACAUCUACCACCAUAGGACCAUCUACCUCAACAUCUACUUCAACAACAUCCACUCCUACAUCUACUACAACUGGACCACCCACUCCAACAUCUACAGCAACAACCACAUCCACCCUUACAUCUACCACCACAGGACCAUCUACUUCAACAUCUACUACAACCACCACAUCCACCCCUACAUCUACCACAACUGAACUACCUAGUCCAACCUCUACUUCUGCAACCGCAUCCCUCCCUUCAUCUACUACCACUACGUCUACCACCACAGGACCCUCUACUUCAACAUCUACUACGACCACCACAUAUACCUCUAUAUCUACCACUACUGAACUAUCCACUCCAACAUCAAAGGCAACAACCACAUCCACCCCUACAUCUACCACCACAGGACCAUCUACCACCACAUCUCCUACGACCACCACAUCUACCACUACUGAACUGUCCCCUCCAACAUCUACAGCAACAACCACAUCCCCCACUAUAUCAUCCACUACAGAAACAUUUGCUUCAACAUCUACUACAACAACCACAUCCCCCCCUACAUCUACCACCACAGGACCAUUUACAACCACAUCUCCUACGACCACCACAUCAACCUCAACAUCUGUCACUACUGAACUGUCCACUCCAACAUCUACAGUAACAACCACAUCCCCCUCUACAUCUACCACCAUAGGAACAUCUACUUCAACAUCUACUACGACCACCACAUCCACCCCUACAUCUAUAAUCACUGAACCAUCCACUCCAACAAUUACUAGAACAACCACUUCCCCCCCUACAUCUACCACCACAGAACCAUCUACCACAACAUCUCCUAUGACCACCACAUCUACCUCUACCACUACUGAACUAUCCACUACAACAUCUAAAGCAACAACCACAUCCCCCCCUACAUCUACUACCACAGGACCAUCUACCACAACAUCUACGACAACCACAUCCACCCCUACAUCUACUAUUACUGAACCAUCCACACCAACAUCUACUACAACAACCACAUCCACCCCUACAUCUACCACCACUAGACCACCCACUCCAACUUCUACUAUGACCACCACAUCCACCCCUACAUCAAUCACCACUGUACCACCAACUUCAACAUCUACUAUGACAAGCAUAUCCACCCCUACAUCUACCACAGAUGACAUAUGUCACAUUACCUGCUCUUUUGAAAAUGGCUACUGUGACUGGAAACAAUCAAAGACAGAUAACAUUGACUGGAUACGCUGGAAAGGUGCUACACCAUCUGAUUCCACUGGACCUUCCUCUGACCACACAACAGGAGAUGGCUACUAUCUCUACAUUGAUGGGCAAAAGUCAAAGGAGGGAGACUUAGCUAGGUUAGAGAGUCCUGCCAAUUGUUUUACUGGAAACUACUGCUUGCGGUUCUGGUACCACAUGUAUGGACUUGCAAAGAACAUGGAGCUAAAGGUCGCUGUUUUAAGACAAGACGGUUUGGAAUAUAUGGUCCAUCUGGAGGGCAAUUAUGGAGAUGUGUGGCUGCUAGAAGAGAUUUUCUUGCCAGAAAGUGACAUCAUCCAGAUUUUUAUUGAAGGCAUCAUAGGAGAAGACUAUCGCAGUGAUGUGGCCAUAGAUGAUAUAUCUCUUACACGUGGAUAUUGUGGAAAAACCACUACUACCACCUCUACCACCACUGCAAGAACUUCAACAACAUCAGAAAAAUCUACCAUCACCCCAAAACCUGUCACAGCAGAUGAAAUAACUGCAGGCUCAACAAAGUCUUCAACAACUGGUUUCACCACAGCAACGCCCAGCGCUACGUCAUCUUCCACCACUUCUAUGCAUACUCCCACUUUAACCACUAGCACCACUACGCAUCCCACAUCUACCAUCAUUACCCCAACUACUUUAACUUCUACUACUUCUACUACUACUUUAACUUAUCCUACAUCUACCUCUGCUACUCCACCCACUACUAAAUCUACCACCCCUGUCCAGUCCACUUCAACCCCAACUAUAUCUAUCCCUCCCACAGCAACCUCUACUUCAACUUCCUCAUCCUCUCCAACCACUACAACUGUUUCAUCAACUACAACCGCUUCAACAUAUAUUUCACCCACUGCAACUUCUACUACACCUGUCUCUACAAAAUCUAUUACUACACCAUAUACUCCUACAUCUUUUACAACUUUACCUACUACUACAAUAUCAACUGACUCUUCCACGAGCGAUAACACUUCUACAGGGUUUACUGUGAAAACACCAUCUUCUGACAUAUGUCACAUUACCUGUUCUUUUGAAAAUGGCUACUGUGACUGGAAGCAAUCAAAGACAGAUAACAUUGACUGGAUACGCUGGAAAGGUGCUACACCAUCUGAUUCCACUGGACCUUCUUCUGACCACACAACAGGAGAUGGAUACUAUCUCUACAUUGAUGGGCAACAGUCAAAGGAGGGAGACUUAGCUAGGUUAGAGAGUCCUGCCAAUUGUUUUACUGGAAACUACUGCUUGCGAUUCUGGUACCACAUGUAUGGACUUGCAAACAAUAUGGAGCUAAAGGUCGCUGUUUUACGACAAGAUGGUUUGGAAUAUAUGGUCCACCUAGAGGGCAAUUACGGAGAUGUGUGGCUGCUAGAAGAGAUUUUCUUGCCAGAAAGUGACAUCAUCCAGGUGACUACUUCCAGUAGAAGUGAUAAGGAAAUCAAGAUUUUCAUUGAAGGCAUCAUAGGAGAAGACUAUCGCAGUGAUGUGGCCAUAGAUGACAUCUCUCUUAUACCUGGAUAUUGUGGUUUCACCACAGCAUCGCCCAGUGCUACUUCAUCUUCCACCACUUCUAUGCAUACUUCCACUUCAACCACUAGCACCACUAUGCAUCCCACAUCUACCAUCAUUACCCCAACUACUUUAACUUCUACUACUACUUUAACUUAUCCUACAUCUACCUCUGCCACUCCACCCACUACUAAAUCUACCACCCCUGUCCAGUCCACUUCAACCCUAACUACAUCUAUCCCUCCCACAGCAACCUCUACUUCUACUGCAUCAUCUACUUCUUCAUCUACCACCCCUGUCCAGCCCACUUCAACCCCAACUACAUCUAUCCCUCCCACAGCAACCUCUACUUCUACUGCAUCAUCUACAUCUUCAUCUACCACCCCUGUCCAGUCCACACCACCCUCAACUACACCUAUCCCUCCCACAGCAACCUCAACGUCAACUUCCUCAUCCUCUCCAACCACUACCACUGUUUCAUCAACUACAACCUCUACAACAUAUAUUUCACCCACUGCAACUUCUACUACACCUGUCUCUACAAAAUCUACUACUACACGAUAUACUCCUACAUCUUUUACAACGUUACCUACUACUACAAAAUCAACUGACUCUUCCACUUCUACAGUGUUUACUGUGAAAACACCAUCUUCUGAUAAACCUACAAUCACCCCACAACCCAUUGUUUCUGCCACAAUAGACAUAUGUCACAUAAGCUGUUCUUUUGAAAAUGGCUACUGUGACUGGAAGCAAUCAAAGACAGAUAACAUUGACUGGAUACGCUGGAAAGGUGCUACACCAUCUGAUUCCACUGGACCUUCUUCUGACCACACAACAGGAGAUGGAUACUAUCUCUACAUUGAUGGGCAACAGUCAAAGGAGGGAGACUUAGCUAGGUUAGAGAGUCCUGCCAAUUGUUUUACUGGAAACUACUGCUUGCGAUUCUGGUACCACAUGUAUGGACUUGCAAACAAUAUGGAGCUAAAGGUCGCUGUUUUACGACAAGAUGGUUUGGAAUAUAUGGUCCACCUAGAGGGCAAUUACGGAGAUGUGUGGCUGCUAGAAGAGAUUUUCUUGCCAGAAAGUGACAUCAUCCAGAUUUUCAUUGAAGGCAUCAUAGGAGAAGACUAUCGCAGUGAUGUGGCCAUAGAUGACAUCUCUCUUAUACCUGGAUAUUGUGUUGGAUCAACAACUGCUUCCACAACUACCACCACUGCAAAAACUUCAAUGCCAUCAGUUAUCCCAUCAACGACUACAAGCACCACCACCACAACAACAGGUUCUACUCCAACUUCCACAACACCAUUUGUGCCGCCAGAUUUCGGUAUCUGCGAAGUUAGCGGAGAUCCACAUUAUUAUACUUUCGAUAACCAGGUUCACCACUUCAUGGGUACUUGCACGUACACUCUGUCGAAGCUCUGUGAAGGAAAUCAAACAGAUUUCAAUGUGGAAGCAGCAAAUGAGCACAGGGGAGGCAACACCAAAGUGUCAUAUGUUAAGUAUGUAAAUGUAUACGUCUAUGGAUAUAAGAUAACAUUGGAGAAAAGCAGAGUUGUGAAGCUUAAUGGAAACAAAGUGACACUGCCAAUUUCCUUGGUACCUGAUGUUGAUGUAUUUAUCAGUGGUUCCAAUGUAGUGGUGACGACAGGCUUUGGAUUGAAAGUGAAGUUUGAUGGAAACCACAAAGUCCAAGUAACGAUCCCAGGAAACUACUCUGGUAAAGUCUGCGGACUUUGUGGAAAUUUCAAUGGCAAUGCCGCUGAUGAUUUCCUAAAUCCAGAUGGUGUAUUAGAACCAAAUUCCACCAGUCUUGGAAACAGUUGGCAAGUGGAUAAUGACACAAGUUGUACUCCAGUAGGUGGUCACUACCCUAAUUGUACUGAUGAUGAGAAAGACACCAUUCUCAGCAGUGGCUUCUGUGGAAUCAUCACUGACAAGAAUGGACCAUUUAAAGAUUGCCAUAAUGUUAUCAACCCUCUAGUAUACUUUGAGAACUGUGUAUAUGAUCUGUGUGAAACCAGCCUGGAUAAGGACAUUUUGUGUGAUAGUCUUCAGGCCUAUGCUGAAUCCUGUCAGUCUAAUGGUGUUACAAUUGAAGCAUGGAGAAAUGACACUUUCUGUCCAUCAAAGUGUCCGCCAAACAGUCAUUAUGAACAUUGUGGAACUGCCUGUCCGGCUACCUGUGUCAACCCUGGAGCCCCCUCUACCUGUACUCUUCCCUGCACUGAAUCCUGUAUAUGUGACCCAGGUUAUGUCCUUUAUGGCAACAAGUGUGUUCCGGACAACAAAUGCGAUUGCUGGGAUGAUGAUGAUAGGUAUUAUCCUGUAGGCUCAGAGUUCUGGACAGAUGAUACUUGUUCUACAAAGUGUAAAUGCCCCUCAGUCGGAAGUGGUUUAGUGUGUGAAAGUGAUUCCUGCCCCAGUAACCAGUAUUGUGGAAUUUCAAAUGGAAAACCCAUUUGCCAGUACUUCACCUACGGCUAUUGUAGGGUUCAUAAUGAUCCUCAUUAUGAUACCUUUGAUAGAGUAAAUCAUGACUUCAUGGGUCUAUGCACAUAUACCCUUGCAAAGCUAUGCAACAAUUCUUCUUCUGCACAGUAUUUUAACAUUCAAGCUAAAAAUGAACACCGAGGAGACCCAGAUGUAUCAUUUGUGAAGCACGUCCUUAUUGAAGUUUAUGGACAAAAAGUUCAAAUAAUGAAAACUGAAAAAGAUCGCGUUUUGGUCAAUGAAGUCUGGACCACACUUCCUGCUACUUUAGUUGGAGGAGCAGUGACUGUCACCUGGACUGGAAAAUAUGUCAGCCUCCAGACUGAUUUUAAAUUGACUGUCUCAUAUGAUGUAGAUACCUUUGUGGAAGUAAAACUUCCCAGUAAUUUCUCAGGUCAAACCUGUGGAAUGUGCGGAAAUUAUAACAAUCGCAAAUCCGAUGAUUAUAUGAUGCCCAACGGACAGCAGGCAGGGAACUCUGAACAGCUAGGCCACAGCUGGAUGGUAGAAGAUGAUGAUCCACUUUGUAAUCCAGAUGAUCCUGAGCCUUCACCUCCACCAACAUGUACACCAGAGAAUGAUGAACUGUACAGAAGUGAUGCAUUUUGCGGUCUUCUCAAGAGUAAAUAUGGUCCUUUCUAUAACUGUACUUCUGCUAUCAAUCCUGAGGGAUUCUUAGAAAGCUGCAUAUUUGAUAUGUGUGCACUUAACGGAGAUCCAGACACUUUUUGCAGUCUGUUAGCAGCCUAUGCUGAUGCUUGCCAGAAGGAAGGCAUUCCUAUAUCUUGGAGAAACAUCACAUUUUGUCCACUUGAAUGUCCAAUCAACAGUCACUUUACCACAUGUGCAUCUGCUUGCCCAGCAACAUGUGUGGACCCAAAACCCACAGGAAACUGCAGUUUAUCAUGUUCAGAAGGUUGUGAGUGUAAUCCUGGAUAUGUCAUCAGCGGAGGAACUUGCGUUUCUGAGUCGCACUGUGGCUGUGUUGAAAAUGGCAUUUAUUACAUGGAAGGGGAACAAUUCAUUCGAGGUAACUGUGAGGAUCAGUGUAUCUGUCAAGGAAACAACAGUGUGUACUGCUCACCAAUGUCAUGUGCAAAAGAUGAAAUCUGCAAGGUUCAAGAUGGCUUACUGGGCUGCUUCCAACCAAGCACGGCAAUUUGCCACAUUUAUGGAGACCCCCAUUAUACUACUUUUGAUGGCACACUCCAUCACUUCCAGGGAGCUUGCACCUACACUGUGACAGAGACAUGUGCUUAUGCAUCCCAGAACUUCAGUGUCACCACACGUAAUGAGCACAGAGGCAACCCAAGCUGGACUGCCAUUAAUUCUGUAACUCUGACUGUCAAUGGAAUAGAGAUCUUCAUUGGAAAGAACAACAUUGUGCUUGUUAAUAAUGUGGCUGUCAUCCUGCCUGUGAAUGAAUCCAACAUAAUUGUCACCCAGAAGGGCCAGUAUGUUACAGUCACUACAGACUUUGGCCUUGAACUUCAGUUUAAUGGUGACCAUGAAUUGUUUGUGAGAGUGAAAGAGAAUUACAAGGGAGCACUAUGUGGUUUGUGUGGCACCUACAAUGAUAACUCUCAUGAUGACUUCACGACUCCUGAUGGCAGCAUUGUAACCAGUGUUAAUGACUUCGGAAACAGUUGGAGAGUACCAGAUAAUGGAUGGCCAUGUGAUUCCACUCCUCCGCCUCCACCACCCUGUCCUCCACUUCUAGAGCAAGAAGCUUCACAGAAAUGUUGGAUUAUCAGACAAAGUGAUGGACCUUUCAGACCUUGCCAUUCCGUCCUUCGUCCCCACAAGUAUUUUGAGAGCUGUAUCUUUGAUCAGUGUGUCACUGGUGGAAGUGAUGAUCUGAUUUGUAGUGUCCUUUCAUCAUAUGCUGCAGCAUGUGAAGCUCUAGGAGUGGAUUUGGGAGACUGGAAAAACAACACUAUUUGUGAUCCAAAUAGACCAUCAACAACUCCACCUAGGCCAUCUACUGCACCAACCCAAAGCCUUUCCACUUCUACUGCUCCAGUUGUUCCAGAUGUGACCACUGCUACAACUAAAAGAACUACCACAGCACCAACAUCUCCAAUAACAUCCACACAAACAACAACUCCAACAGCAGAUCCAACAACUCCAACAAUAAGUACUACUGCCACCAGUGCUCCAAGUAUAAGUACUACCACAGCACCAACAACAACUUCAAUAAUAACCAACCCAACAACAACUCCAACAGCAGAUCCAACAACUCCAACAAUAAGUACUACUGCCAUUGCUCCAAGUACAAGUACUACAACAGCACCACCAACAACUUCAAUAAUAACCAACCCAACAACUCCAACAGCAGAUCCAACAACUCCAACAAUAAGUACUACUGCCAUUGCUCCAACUACAAGUACUACCACAGCACCAACAACAACUUCAAUAAUAACCAACCCAACAACAACUCCAAUAGCAGAUCCAACAACUCCAACAAUAAGUACUACUGCCACCAGUGCUCCAACUACAAGUACUACCACAGCACCAACAACAUCUUCAAUAAUAACCAACCCAACAACUCCAACAGCAGAUCCAACAACUCCAACAAUAAGGACUACUGCCACCAGUGCUCCAACUACAAGUACUACCACAGCACCAACAACAACUUCAAUAAUAACCAACCCAACAACAACUCCAACAGCAGAUCCAACAACUUCAACAAUAAGGACUAGCACUAUCACCACCAGUGCUGCAACUCCAAGUAUUACCACAACACCAACAACAAUUCAAACAACAACACCAGCAACAACUCCAAUAACAUCAACUCCAACAACAAAAAUUAUGACUACGACUACUACUACUGACACCACCACCACCACCACCCCAACCCCUACUACUACUACAAAAACACCAGACACUAUUGCAAUCUGCAGUGCCUCUGGAGAUCCCCACUACAAUACGUUUGAUGGCGCAGUUCAUCAUUACAUGGGGAACUGCAGCUACACACUCACCAACCUGUGCAAUGCAUUAUCCAGUGGACUUCCAUACUUCCAUGUCUAUACCACCAAUGAGCACAGAGGCUCCAACACUAAAGUAUCAUAUGUGCAGUCAGUGCACGUAGAAGUGUACAACACUAAUUUUACAAUGCUGAAGAACAAAAAGUUAAAUGUUGAUGGAAAGAGAACAAACGUGCCAAUUACUUUAAACAGUGGAAUCAGAGUCUACCUCAGUGGAAAUUACUUAAUUUUGGAGACAAACUUUGGACUACAAGUGAGGUUUGAUGGUAACCAUUACACUGAUGUUACCGUGCCAUCAAUACUGAAGGGCCAAGUUUGUGGACUGUGUGGCAACUACAAUGGCAACGCAGCAGAUGACAAUUUGAAGCCUGAUGGAAGCUUAGCUUUGAAUUCAAAAGAACUUGGAGAUAGCUGGCUGGUUGUCCAAGACAAUAAAGUGUGUGGAAGUCAAGACCUUGAAGUCUGUGAUCCUAAUCUUGAAAUAGAGUAUAGCAGGGAUACGAGAUGUGGCAUUAUAAACAAUCCUUCAGGUAUCUUCAAGGACUGCCAUGCUCUUGUGAACCCCCAACGUUUCUUUGAAAACUGCAUAAUGGACAUGUGCUUCACUGGUGGCGAGUCAAAUUCCCUAUGCUAUGCUGUGCAAGCAUAUGCCCAACAGUGCUCGGAUGCUGGACUAUGUGUUGAGUGGAGAUCAGACACCUUCUGCCCAAUUUCUUGUCCUGCAAGAAGCUAUUAUAAGAGCUGUGGUACAACAUGCCCCGACACUUGCUUCAGUUCUCAGCCGGUGGCACCAUGCAAGGCAGAGUCCAUAGAAGGUUGCUUCUGCAAUGACACUUAUGUCCUGAGUGGAGACAGAUGUGUUCCUCAGAGUGACUGUGGAUGCACUGAUGAAAAUAACAACUCUUUUCAGCUUGGAGAAAGUUGGUUCACCCAUGAGAACUGCACCCAGCGCUGCACAUGCAAUAAGAAUAAUAACAUCACUUGUGAGGACUGGCAGUGCGGAGACCGAGAAAAAUGCCAGCGGGAGGAUGGCGUGCUGGGAUGUCAAUCCUCAGGUGUUGCAGCUUGCCAUAUCUUUGGAGAUCCUCACUUCUACACAUUUGAUAAAGUGAUACACAGUUUUAUGGGCACAUGUACCUACAUUCUAGUAGAUGUGUGUAAUAAGAGAAGCAUUAUUCCAUUUACCAUCAAAGGAAAAACAGAGGAUCGUGGACAAAGGGCAGCAACAUACCUGAAAGAGAUUUACAUCGAUAUUUAUGAUUUACGUAUCACCUUCCAGAAAGACAGGCGAACUCUUGUGGAUAACACCCGCAUCCAAACACCAUGGUCUGAAUAUUUGAAAGGAAUUACAAUUGAAAAUGUCGGUCUUUACACUGUGGUGACUACAGACUUUGGAAUGAUUGUUAAGUUUGAUGGAAAUCACCAUCUAGAGGUUGUCCUCCCUGAGGCAUACUUUGGCAAGGUGUGUGGUAUGUGCGGUAACUUCAAUGCUCAGGGCAAUGAUGAUUUACUUAUGCCAAACGGCCUUCUAGCUGCAAAUGUUACACAAUUUGGUAACAGCUGGAAAUCAGAAGAAGACAGUGACAAAAAUUGCAUGGAUGAUUCACGAGAUGAUCUAACUCCAACUUGUACAGCCACUGAAUUGCCAAGUGUUCAGACCCAGUGUGAUGUUCUCCUGACAGACACAUUUAAAGCAUGCCAUAAUCUAGUCCGUCCAGAGCUGUUUAUCCAGACCUGUGUAUAUGACAUGUGCAGAUACAAUGGCAUGGUGUCUACCUUAUGUGCUGUAGUCCAAGCCUAUGUUGAUGCAUGUAGGACUCAGGGAGUGAACAUUGAAUGGAGGACUGCAUCUUUCUGCCCCUUGGCAUGCCCAGCAAACAGUCACUAUACCGACUGUGCAUCUUUGUGUCCACCUACCUGCACCAACAUCUAUGCUCCAGAUCUCUGCAACAAGCCAACAACAUGUUUGGAAGGCUGUGUCUGUAAUGACGGCUAUGUUCUCAGCGGUGGCCAAUGUGUUUCACUUCAAUCUUGCGGCUGCAGGGAUUCCAAUGAUAACUACUACAAUGUUGAUGAGAGCUGGAUUACUCGUGGCUGUACACAGAAAUGCCAGUGCACAAAGGGCAAUGAAAUCAAAUGCAAACCAUUCAGCUGUCCACAUGGAAUCUGCAGUGUGAACAAGAAUGGCCAUUACAACUGUAAACCUCUAGGUUACACCAAGUGCACUGUCGCAGGUGAUCCCCAUUACAAGACUUUUGAUGGGCUUUCCCAUCACUUCCAGGGCAAACAGACGUACAUGAUAGCAACAACAUCCUCCGCCCUACCCGACUUCAUGGAGCCAUUUAAGAUCAUAGGCAAAAAUGAACCCAUGUAUCCCUUCAGCAAGUUCAGUUUGCUGAAGGAGCUACAAAUUGAAGUCUACAACCACAUUAUAUUAUUCAAACAAAACAAGAUAUUAGUGUUGGAUGGUGUGAGAACAGUACCUCCUGUACACCCACAUGAAGGAAUAAGGAUUUUUCAGAGACCGACAAGAAUUUACCUGGAGACUGACUUUGGUCUUGCUAUCAACUUUGAUGGCCAAGAAAAUGCAGAAAUCACUGUGCCGAGUACAUAUAGAGAAAUGCUUCAAGGACUGUGUGGCAAUUUUGAUGGAAGACCCUCCAAUGAUUUUAGGAAUCCAGCAGGAACACUUGUCAUUGAUGUAAACACAUUCGGUGAAAGUUGGAAUAUCAAAUCACUUAAGUCAGGCUUAAGAUCCAGACGUGACACAGCAUUGCAAAAUGAAGUAGAAGAUGAAGAUGUAAUAUUAAAUACGGGCGACAAUUUUGCCUGCUCUGCUUCUGGCCUUGAAUUUGUGAACAGCUCUUCAUUCUGUGGAGUUAUGAGAGACGUCAAUGGACCAUUUAAAAGCUGCAUCCCAUACAUAUCUCCAGAAGACUUUAUUGUGGACUGUAUAUUUGACACAUGUGCUGAGUUCCAAAGUAAAGAAUUACUUUGCAUUAACCUUGAACAAUAUGCACUUGCCUGUCAGCAAAAUGAAUCUAUAGUUGAUGGAUGGAGAGAAAGAACUGCUUGUGCAAUGUCUUGUGGUAGCAACAGUCUCUACACAAACCGCAUGAGCGCCUGUCCAGCUUCCUGCAACAACCUGGCAUCUGAGUCUGAGUGUGAGGCGCCUGUCUGUGAAGGAUGUCAAUGUAAAGCUGGCUAUGUUCUUAGUGGUUAUGACUGUGUACCAUAUAAAGAUUGUGGAUGCACCUUCCUCAAUAAGUACUACAAGAAAGGAGAAUCCUUUAUCACAGAUGACUGCUUGCAGAAUUGUACUUGUACAGACACCUCAGCUAUGAUUUGUGAGAGCAUGCAAUGUAAGCCAGGAGAGGAAUGUACAACAUCCAGUCAGAUCCGUGGAUGUUAUAUCCCAAGCCCUUGUCUAGAGAAUCCUUGUGAAAAUGGUGGUACGUGUGUGGAGAAUCCAGGAGCAGGAAAUUCCACCAGUAGUUUUACCUGUCAGUGCCCAUCCACCCACACUGGAGUGUUAUGUGAAGAUGACAAAGAAGAAAACUCACAAAUUAUCUACAUAGUGAUUGGUGUCGUUGUGGGAGUGUCACUCAUCAGCAUUGCAUUUAUGACUGCUGCAUAUUUCUACUUCAAAUCCAGAAAAAGCAAGAAGAGGUUUUUGGAUAACACAGAUUCCUUUGACAAUGGGGGUGACAGCAUAUCAGUGAUAUCAGUGAACAUGGCUUAUGGCGAACCACAAACACAAGAUAAUUUUGCAUAUGAUGACAACUAUAUUGACAAUAGAGUCCGUGAAAGUCAUGCCCAGGACAAUGUGAAUGUAAGUGUGGACAAGGAAGAUCCCUGGGGGAAAGUUAAUCGAGGAUUUGAAGAAGACGCUGGUAUAAAUGCACAUUCAUUUGAUGAAGUGGCCAUAUUCUAAAUCAGUACAGGUCUAAGCUAUUACCAGCUUUGUAAUUAUAAUGUAUUGUAUGUAAACAUGUAACUUUGUGAAAUAAAUAUGAAAAUAAAAAAAAACUAAGCAUAUCUAUAAAUGUGAGUCUUGUAUGAAUUAAAUAAUGCACACCUAUACUUCAGGUUAUUCUUGAAUUACCUUGUGCUUGGAUAUUAGGGGAAGUAUACACAGCAAUUCUAUGAUGUAUAUUCUAUAUCCGAAUUGCUAACUUUAUAAUACAGUUUAGUAAUCGUCUCUCUCUAUACACUGCAAGGAAGAGACAUAUCACUCAAGCUGGCUGGCCGGGGAGCAGGACCCACCCUGAGGCAUAGUUACUCAGGUCCCAGCAACAUUUUUAAAUUGUUAUAAGCCCAAGGGUCUCAGAGUAAUUCUUAGUAUGUCGGGAUCUCAAUGCCUACAAUGGGCAGCCUGAAACUGAUGACAGGUUCCCUUUUAUUCUAGAACAGGCAUAGACAACCUUCGGCACUGCAGAUGUUUUGGACUACAUCUCCCAUGAUGCUUUUGUAGCAUUUUGGCUGUAAGAGCAUC
Hyla sarda is the source of this 28524-nucleotide messenger RNA. RefSeq lists its product as uncharacterized. The record is from RefSeq and is a predicted model, not a curated record. The coding region runs from base 1 to 27963 and encodes 9320 amino acids. Gene Ontology annotation, cellular component: membrane. The transcript is spliced from 111 exons. Gene Ontology annotation, molecular function: protein binding. NCBI's taxonomy places the organism in Eukaryota, Metazoa, Chordata, Amphibia, Anura, Hylidae.